Molecule: messenger RNA, 1479 nt
Organism: Mesorhabditis belari
Lineage: Eukaryota; Metazoa; Nematoda; Chromadorea; Rhabditida; Rhabditidae
Source: the annotation of a GenBank genome assembly
AUGGGUCACCGAGAAAAUGAAGACGACAAACCGAUUUACCAAUCGCCGACUGAGGAACAAGAACAACAGGGCACCGGCUUGAAACCAACGCUCACCUUAUUCAAUGGAGUGAUGAUCAUUGUUGGAUGCAUUAUUGGCUCUGGGAUCUUUGUCUCACCAAAAGGAGUACAUGAACAUGCUGGCUCUGUCGGUCUUUCUUUACUCAUUUGGAUCAUUUGCGGGGUUUUCUCGGCAAUCGGUGCCUAUUGUUACGCCGAGUUGGGCACGUUCAUUCGAGAAAGUGGAGGCGAUUAUGCUUACGUUUACGCUGCAUUUGGGCCACUGAUGGGAUUUCUCCGAAUGUGGAUCGAGUGUAUCAUUGUUCGUCCUUGUACAAUCACAUGUGUCGCAAUCACUUUCGCCACCUACAUCCUCAAACCGAUCUUUCCCAACUGUGAACCACCGUUUCCGACACUGCAAGUGCUGGCUGCUCUUUGUAUCUUGCUUCUCGCAAUGGUCAACUGUGCCUCAGUGAAACUCGUUGGCAAAGUUCAAGACGUUUUCACAAUGGCAAAACUUUUCGCUCUUGCAUUGAUCAUUUUCACCGGCUUCAUCUUGUUGUUGAUUGGAACUCCCUACACUGACUCAUUCGAGAACAUGUUCGAAGGGUCAAGGUAUGGAAUGGGAAGCUUGGCGUUGGCUUUCUAUUCGGGACUUUGGGCGUACAAUGGAUGGAAUUACUUGAAUUUUGUUACCGAGGAGCUGAUCGAUCCGACAAAAAACCUUCCAAGAGCGAUUGCUAUUUCUUGCACUCUCUGCACCGUCAUUUAUGCUUUAACAAAUUUAGCGUUUUAUGCAGGUACCUCAGCCGAUGAUCUUCUUGAAUCGCCAGCAAUCGCUGUGCUUUUCGCUAACAGAUUCUAUUGGUAUUUUGCACCAGCGAUGCCGAUUUUGGUGGCUCUUUCAUGUUUUGGAACUGUUAAUGGAGUGAUGUACACGAGUAGCAGACUUUUCUAUGUGGCGGGUCGACGUGAGCACAUGCCCGUUGUGCUCUCAUUCAUCAAUCCUUACCUUGGCACUCCAAUCCCGGCUGUUCUAUUCACAGCUUUACUUUCUCUUUUCUACAUUCUUCUCUCCGAUAACAUCUAUGUUUUGAUUAGCUAUGUGCAAAUUGUGAACUGGUUAGCGAUCGGAGUGGCAACAGCUGGACUUUUGUGGUUGAGAGUAAAGAAACCACCACGAGAUUACCCUCGUCCCCUUCAAGUGAACAUCAUUUGGCCGAUCAUUUUCCUAAUCGGUUGCGCUUUACUCGUCAUCUUUCCCAUUUAUCAAACCCCAAUGGAUACAGCAAUCGGAAUUCUCAUUAUGCUCACUGGUAUCCCGGCUUACUAUUUGGGAGUGAUUUGUCGAGGGAAAUCAAAGAAAGGUGACGAGUUUAUGGAAUACAUCACUGAAGCUUGUCAAAAGUUGCUUCUCGUUGUACCAACGGAAAAACAAGAU